AUGAACUGUUUGAGCCUAAACUGCCGUGGUUUGGGGGCUGACGCGGCGGUAGGCGAGUUAAGGGACCUGUGCAGGUCCUACAACCCCUCAGUUUUGUUCCUCUAUGAGACAAAAAAGAGACCAAAAGAGAUGGACAAUCUGAAACGGAGUCUUGGUUUUCCCAAUGGUGUCUCUGUUGACUGUGAUGGUACAAGUGGUGGUCUUGCGCUAUGGUGGAAGGAAGGUGUUGAGGUAUCCUUGCGGCCCUGGUGCCAGAUGUACAUCGAUGCCAAGAUUACGUAUGAAGGAAAAACCUGGCGGUUCACCGGCAUCUAUGGGGAGCCAAGAACCGAGUUAAGAUCACGGACGUGGGAGGCUCUAAGGUAUCUCCGGAUGCAAGAUGACUUACCUUGGUUAUGUGUGGGAGAUUUCAAUGAGAUCCUUGUUGCUACUGAACAAUGUGGAGGUAAUCCAAGGAGCCAUGCACAGAUGGAAACAUUUCGGCACAGCCUGGAAUUCUGUGGCCUCCAAGACAUGGGCUAUAAGGGUUAUGAUUUUACGUGGAGUAACAGACGGUUGGGUGUAGAUAAUAUCCAAGUAAGGCUGGAUCGGGGAACGGCGACAUCGUCCUUCCUCGAUAUAUACCCACUGUCCUCGAUUGAGCACAUUUGUACGGAGGAAUCUGAUCACAUGGCGGUUUUGGUGAAGCUGAGAGCGGACGAUGUGGUGUCUAGACCCACUGUCUACCGAGGUUUCCAAUUUGAAGAGAUGUGGACGAAGCAUGAGGGCUACGAUGACAUGAUCAAGGAGACGUAG
This is a messenger RNA of Lolium perenne, 795 nucleotides long. RefSeq lists its product as uncharacterized. Gene Ontology annotation, molecular function: catalytic activity. The record is from RefSeq and is a predicted model, not a curated record. Lineage: Eukaryota; Viridiplantae; Streptophyta; Magnoliopsida; Poales; Poaceae.